GUUUUGCCAGAUUGCAUGAAGCUCUGAACUAAGAUGGACGUGACGAUGACUUCCCUAAAGAGAUGGAGUCUCCCGCCCCUCGCUGCCUUCCUCUUCCUGUCCAUCGUUCCUACUGUAACUGAAGUGGUGGACUCAAUGUCAGACUGUGACCAGUUUCUUCUGGAGGGAACUCCGCCACAGGUCCCGGGCAUCUUGGAGGGCGGGAAAAUCCAGAACCAGAACCGAUACAAACCCAUUUGCCAGACUUUUGAGGACGAGAGAAGAUUUGUGACGCUCUACGACAUCAAGAACAAGAUUCCAGUGUUUUCUGCGUACAAGUACAGAGGGGGCGGAGGAAAGAGACCCGUUACCAGGUGGAGGAUAGAGCCACAGCUUGAAGAAAGAAACACGGACAACAUGAGGGACGACGCAUACCGCCAUCAGGCCGCCAACAAUGAUUACACAAAAAAGGGCACAGGCUAUAAUAGGGGACAUUUAUUUCCAUCUUCUCAUGCAUUAGAUGAAAGUGAUAGAAAAUCAACGUUCACCCUGACAAACAUCGUUCCACAAGCAGUGAGUUUCAAUGGAGGCAGCUGGGCAAACAUGGAGAGCUGCAUGAAAUGCUUCCUGAACAAGUACUGCGUCAACAUUAAUAAUGCCACUCAAGGCUUUGUAGUGACUGGAGCGCAGCCCAGCCAGAACAACAUACUCAAUAACAGGGUUAAUAUACCUUCCAUGUUAUGGUCAGCAUUCUGCUGUUACAGCAAUAAAAGGAAAAUGUGGCUAGCAAGUGCACACUGGGGCAACAAUGUUCCAGAAUUUGGACCUCAACAUCUGCAGACAAAGACUUUGGCUGAACUCCAUCAAGAACUGAGCACAGUGGACUCAAGAUUUGAGAUGUUUCCCAGAACACAGUGUCCACUCCACACAACUGUUGCUGAGUUUUACCCAGAAAUCAAUGCAGAUAACAAUUGCAAAUGCCCACCGCAAGCUUCAACCACAUCUACUACUUCUACUACAAGAGUUACUACUACCACUACUACAACCACCACCAGAACUACAAUGAAAAAUAACAAUUCAGAAAAUGAGGACGAUGGGCAAGGAGGAAAUCAGGAAGGAGGUGGUGGUGCUGGAAUUGGAGGUGGUGCUGGAAUUGGAGAUUAA
This is a messenger RNA of Anarrhichthys ocellatus (wolf-eel), 1143 nucleotides long. Its product is annotated as endonuclease domain-containing 1 protein-like. NCBI's taxonomy places the organism in Eukaryota, Metazoa, Chordata, Actinopteri, Perciformes, Anarhichadidae. Gene Ontology annotation, molecular function: metal ion binding; nucleic acid binding; hydrolase activity. The record is from RefSeq and is a predicted model, not a curated record. Bases 34 to 1143 code for a protein of 369 amino acids. The transcript has 4 exons.